AUGAAACUCACCUGGACAUCGCUCCGUGAAGCUUUGCAAGUGCCCAAGGACGAAGAAUCUUACUAUGACAACACGCAAUGGUGCAAUCGGGAUCUAAUCCCGCUGCCCCCGGAGAGGCGUACUUUCGGAGUCUGGUCCUAUGCAGGCUACUGGGUAGUGACUGGCUGCAAUGUAUCUGCUUGGUCGAUUGGUGCCACUCUACUGGGGUUGGGACUGAGCCCCCAACAUGCCAUCGGUGUGGUGGUGGUUGGGGGGAUCUUGGCUGGCAUCUUGGCCGUGGUUUGCGGCUGGAUCGGUGCAAAGCAUCACAUUGGGUAUACAGUUUCGUCACGCUUCUCCUGGGGUAUGUACGGCAGUUAUUUCCCUGUCAUUCUGCGCACCUUUGUCGGUUGCAUCUGGUUUGGUAUACAAGCCUUCUGGGGUGGUCAAGCAACGAGAGUUCUUUGGGGCGCCAUCAUUCCAGGAUUUGCCCAUAUGAAGAACACCUUCAGUGAGAGCUCCCACUUGGCCACGAAUGAUUUCAUUGGUUUGGUGAUUUGGAUGUUUGCCUUCGUGGCGUUGGUUAUGGUCCGUCCAGAGAAGAUGCAAAUACCUUUCUUCAUUUCCUUUGUUCUUGUCGCGGGCUCCUUCAUAGGGAUAUUGAUAUGGGCGGUUCACAAUGCGCAUGGUGCUGGGGCUAUGUUCCACACUCCCGCGACGGCUCCGAAUCUCGGUGCGGCAUGGAUGUAUGGCAUCACGGCUGUGCUAGGUGCUUGGGGCGGCGGCACAGUCGGCCAAUCUGACUGGACCCGUUAUGCCAACAAGCGUCUUGCGCCAACUACGUCACAAAUGGUCGUGGCGCCGUUCACUAUCACCGUGACGGCCCUCGUAGGCAUCAUCGUCACAAGCGCCGCCAAGGAUGUCCUCGGAAGCCUCAUAUGGAGCCCUAUCGCACUACUCGGGGAGAUUCAGGAGUUGAACCAUUCAAGCCCACGUGCGAGAGCUGGUGUGUUCUUCGCCAGUUUAGGUCUGGUCAGUUCUCAGCUCAUGGUCUCUGUGGUACUCAACUCGAUGUCAGUGGGAAUGGAUAUGUCCGGGCUUUGGCCAAGGUACAUCAAUAUCCGACGAGGAAGCUACAUCAUGGCGGCCGUUGGAAUCAUCGUGCAACCCUGGCAUUUGCUGAAUACUGCGGCCAAAUUCCUCCGAGUCAUGAGCAGCUUUGGUAUCUUCCUUGCACCGGCGACGGGAAUCCUGAUCGCAGACUACCACUUGAUCCGCCAGCGGAAGCUGAAAAUGGAUGAGCUUUACAUUGGAAAUCGCUCUUCAAUCUACUGGUAUAGUAAAGGUCUCAACUGGCGUGCAUUUGUUGCCUUUGCCUUUGGAAUGUGGCCUAUGCUACCUGGUCUUGCUGCAAGCGUGAACGGUUACACUGCCCCGUCCUGGGCUGGCUGGAUCCAGCUCUACAAUCUUACCUUCAUCAUCGGUACGGCCAUCAGUGGCGUGCUGUUUUGGGUUUUGAGCAUCAGCUUCCCGCCCCCUGGGCUGCACCAGGAGUCAGCCUUCGUGGGAGAGGCACUCCCAAUGAACGAGAACUAUCACGCGGAAGAUCAAGCCAUCGGUGUACAACAGACCAAGGAAAAGGAACCAGCUACUUUAGACGUUUCUGUCUAG
Exophiala viscosa is the source of this 1650-nucleotide messenger RNA. RefSeq names its product NCS1 family nucleobase:cation symporter-1. The coding region runs from base 1 to 1650 and encodes 549 amino acids. Gene Ontology annotation, cellular component: plasma membrane. The transcript has 9 exons. NCBI's taxonomy places the organism in Eukaryota, Fungi, Ascomycota, Eurotiomycetes, Chaetothyriales, Herpotrichiellaceae. Gene Ontology annotation, biological process: transmembrane transport; nucleobase transport. The record is from RefSeq and is a predicted model, not a curated record. Gene Ontology annotation, molecular function: nucleobase transmembrane transporter activity.